AUGGAUCCACAAACUCAAGAAAAGUACGCUAACAAUGGCAAGGUCAUUCUUGGCUCAGCCAUCCUUCUCUUCCUAAUAGUAAUAAUAAUCAUUUUCAUUCACACCUUCCGCCACUCAUGCUUCCGUCGCCGCCGCCAUCACCAUCACGGUGUUCGAACUGAUUCCUCCGUCGCGUUUAAAGAGGCUCUUCAACGAAACCUUCUCAACUCCCUCCCCACCUUCACUUACUCCUCCGACAUCCACCGUUCUCUCAAUGACUGCGCUGUUUGCUUGACGGAGUUUGUUAACGGCGAACAAGGCCGUAUUCUUCCGAAUUGUAACCACGCUUUCCACACCCAUUGCAUCGACACAUGGUUCCACUCUCACUCUAACUGUCCACUUUGCCGAACUCUGGUUCACCCACGCGCCGAACCGGUCCAACCUUAUCGGGUUGAACCGGGUCCGGUGGGUUUUUAUUCUUUUCCUGCACCGAUUGGGUGCCCGAGGAAGUCCUUGGAGAUGGGAGAAGUAAUAGUGGAGCUGGAAGUUGGGAGGCUCAGAGACUCGGAUUCGGAUUCAGGUCAUCGACCCGUUUGA
Molecule: messenger RNA, 576 nt
Organism: Abrus precatorius (Indian licorice)
Lineage: Eukaryota; Viridiplantae; Streptophyta; Magnoliopsida; Fabales; Fabaceae
Product: RING-H2 finger protein ATL2-like
Exons: 1
Coding region: 1-576 (191 amino acids)
Biological process (GO): protein ubiquitination
Source: RefSeq, a predicted model, not a curated record